AUGGAUUCCGAUAUGGCGAGUCACUACCAGGUGAUGGAGGAAUUAGGGAGUGGAAGCUUUGGAACUGUGUACAAAGCCAUUGAAAAGUCUACCGGGGAAAUUGUUGCAGUGAAACAUAUCGAUCUCGAAUCGAGCGAAGAUGAUAUCCAGGAAAUUCAACAAGAGAUUUCCGUCCUGGCCACAUGUGCAAGCCCAUUCGUGACACAAUACAAAGCGAGCUUUCUUCGAGGACACAAAUUGUGGAUUGUUAUGGAGUAUUUAGGGGGAGGCUCUUGUCUUGACCUGCUAAAACCCGGCAUCUUCAACGAAGCACAUGUAGCCAUUAUUUGUCAACAGUUGCUCCAAGGUCUGGAGUACUUACACAGCGAAGGCAAGAUACAUCGCGACAUCAAAGCCGCAAAUGUGCUUUUGUCGCAUACGGGGAAGGUGAAACUGGCGGAUUUCGGAGUUGCAGCGCAGUUGAUCAAUAUUAAAUCUCAACGCAAUACAUUCGUCGGGACACCUUUUUGGAUGGCGCCGGAGGUAAUUCAGCAGUCGGGAUACGACUACAAGGCGGAUAUCUGGUCACUAGGAAUCUCUGCCAUUGAGAUGAUUAAUGGAGAGCCGCCGCAUGCUAGCACCCAUCCGAUGAAGGUGCUUUUUCUGAUUCCGAAGGAGCCCGCACCGCGACUGGAAGGCGACCAGUAUAGCAACGCUUUCAAAGACUUCAUCACACGAUGUUUGACCAAGGAUCCGGAUCGAAGACCGACUGCAAAGGAGCUUUUGCGGCACAAAUUUAUCCGGAAUGCGGGGAAGACCGAAGCAUUGCAGGAGCUAAUCCAGCGAAAGCAAGACUGGGAUGCUGGAAGAGGUGUGACGCAUAAUAUCAAGUACUAUGCGGAGUCUCUUAAUACCAUCACGCAUUUAGAGGACGACGACGGAUGGGUCUUCGACACAGUCAGAGCCCCGACGAUGGUGAUACCGGAGGACCCGUAUGAGAUGGAAAGCAAACUGGAGCCCGAGAACUACCCAUACGAUGAGACGUCCGAGAUGAUGGACAGUCUGCGCAUUUCUAGCCCACCAUCUCCCCCAAAGCACGCCGUAAACACCGCGGUGAGACGCAUUCCCGCACCCGACCGCAGCCCUUCGCUACAACGGAACAGCAGAAAACGACGCUCCAGUGGGGCAAAGCAGCCUCUGGGCGUGGACUUGAGCUUCGGUAACAGCCCAUCGGCAGCCCGUCAAUUCCGUCGCGUGUCGGACAAGACGUCGGGAGAAAAUCCAUAUAUUUCGCAUUACCCGAUCGCAUCCGAUGAAAAUGCGAGCCCCAAGGCUCUCCAUUGCCCCGAGUCGAACAGCAAGGAAACCCAGCUGGGACGUCGGGCAUACAGCAAAGCAGUGGGAUUAGCCUGUCAGGAGGUUCUGGGGACAACCGGAGACCAGGAAAAGCGAGAGGCCAUCUCUCGUCUAGCCGAAGCCUGGAGUGACCUGGAAAUGGUGGAUCCUGAGGGUCUGUAUCAUAUCCUCAGGGCCACAAACGAAAGGCUCCAAGCGGACCCCAAGCUGUCAAGUCUUGUCCCACAAGCUCCACCAGCACCGGAAUCUCCACAAAGACCACGACUAGUUUUGGCUCAGAAUAACCCACAUCUAAAAAGCCACCGGCGGCGUCAAUCGGCAGCAGCGACCGAACCAAACCUGCAGCCGGGGCAGCUAGCGAAUCUUCCCGGCCAGCAAGUGCCGGGAAUGGAGCACACCAAGCAAUUAUCCGAAGUGCUGUACCAGCGAUGGUCCGAAGGACUUCGCAAUCGCUGGCCAGGGCUCUAG
This is a messenger RNA of Aspergillus tanneri, 1803 nucleotides long. Its product is annotated as STE20 family serine/threonine-protein kinase. The coding region runs from base 1 to 1803 and encodes 600 amino acids. The record is from RefSeq and is a predicted model, not a curated record. Lineage: Eukaryota; Fungi; Ascomycota; Eurotiomycetes; Eurotiales; Aspergillaceae. The transcript is spliced from 6 exons. Gene Ontology annotation, biological process: protein phosphorylation. Gene Ontology annotation, molecular function: protein kinase activity; ATP binding.